Cladocopium goreaui is the source of this 4017-nucleotide messenger RNA. NCBI's taxonomy places the organism in Eukaryota, Dinophyceae, Suessiales, Symbiodiniaceae. The record is from the annotation of a GenBank genome assembly.
AUGCGGGAGGCCUAUGAGCGACAAUUGAUCCUGGACCCUGAAAGCUUGACGACCACAGAUGGGCCAUUGGCUGAAUGCAUUCCAAGUGCACCUCCAGACACGGGGGCUGCACAAGCAGCACAAGCGCUAACGAGUCAAUUGAUGGUCAUCCGUUUCGAUGGAAAAGUGGCCAACAUUUCUGUUGUAGCUUCACAGACUUGGUUGGACAUUGGUCACCAAGCAGCCAGCCGUUUUGGUGACCUGGUCUUUGAUGCAUCCUCUCACGUGCUGCUGGGAGUUGGCCAAGCACCAAAUCGCGGCUUGAAAGUGGGGCAAACCGUGAAGCUCACUGCUGUGAUCAAUCGACCUGAGUUGAAUGGCAAAAUUGGAAGGAUCACCAAGGUGAAUGGAGCAGAGGUGGAUGUUGCAUUGCCCAGGGGUCUUGAACGUUUGCACCAAGACAAUGUCAUGCCUCACAACGUCUCUGUAGUUAGUCGCUCAGAGUCUUUCCCCUUGGACUUCACAGCGGUCGCGGAUACGUCCACUGUGCUGCGGGUUCUUUGGCUUGAAAGGUCACCAGCUUCUCAAACUUCUCCGAAGUCCAGGGCAAGCACAACAGGACCCUUAAGAGCCAUUGGUUGGCAAUAUGUCGGGAUGAGCGCGCGCAAGCACAACUUGGUAUCUCUUGGCGAAUUCCGGAACUUCCUGUGGAACUUGCACUUGGAGGAUUCCAACUUUGCAGUGGUGAGCAAGCGGUUUGCGCCUACUGGAAAUUACAUUGACUACGAGGAGGUGCUUUUCCUCUUGGGCCGAUCACAUCUGCGUUGCAAAGAAGUGCCGAUUGAUGCGCUGAUCUACGAAGCCGUGGUCUCCAUCCUUGGGCGUCGUACAACGGCUCAUAUUGAUCGAGACCUUGGAGCAGAGGACAGAGGACUCGGGAAGAGGAAUGCCUGCAAAGAGCACUGUGCCAGCUACUUCACCUCUUUCAUCCUUGAAGCCGUGAUUUGGUCGACCAUUCUUUUUAUCCUCUUCAUGUUUUUUAUCGAUGAAUGCUUUUUGGACAUUGCGCUUGAACCCAUGAUGUUUAUUCCUGCUGCCCUUGCAUACGUCGUCUACAUCGUGCAUCUGGCCUGCUGUGUUCGUCUGACCCGAGCCUUUGCGAAUCAAACCGAAGGCAUUGAAUCUGUCAUGCUGUUGAUGGACAAACCGCGUCAUGAGAACCCACGCUACAAUUGGCAUGUCCAGUGUUACCACUAUAGGACGGAAAGGAGGACGAGGAGAAACAAGGAUGGAAAGACUGAAACCUACACUGAGCAAGUGAAAGUCAUUACUCAUUCCGCUAGUGCUUCUGGCACCAUUCCUUCAGAGGACUUGACUUCCGAGUUUCUUCCGAAUACCAUGGCAACACAGACGCAGAUUGAAACAAAGUUGGAUCUGGAUUUCUCCAGCAGCAACUAUCUCAUUGAGUACAACCGCUGGAAGAACUUCCACCGACGCGAUGUGUAUCAGGACAGCAGCCAUGCUGAAAACCUGCCCUCCAGGGUAGGGAGUUGUUUGGCAGUUUGGUCACAAAGGAACAUGCCCUGCUGGCUGAAUGCCGGUUGCUAUUGGUUGGCAAAUUUGUUUGAUUUUUGGCUGUUGCAGUCCUUCGACUACGUCGACCGCACACAGGCCAUGAGCUUCCUGUACCGUUUGCUGGCGCAAUCUCGAGUCGGAAAGCAGGAGUAUGUCUACGCGAAGAGGUGCUUCAAUAUUGUGUGCUUUGGCCAAAAUGCUGCCAGGGUGGUCAUCGAAGGACUACGUGGACGCGACACCAUUUUAUCUCUGAAAAAGAAACUCAUCGAGGACGGAUCAAUUGACGAACGAUCGCCUCGAAUUUUUCUUCCUCCCCAUGAGUUACAGGAUGAGACACGAUUGGGUGAGUGCUAUGUGCAGUGGCCGGGCUUCGGCCUGGACAGUUGGCCACCAAAGUUUGUGGCCAAGCAGAAGCUAAAGGGCUUCGAGAUGAUAGUGAACAUAACCGCGAUGGAUAACGCAGUCUGGGAGAUUGUGAAGGGCAAGAGAAAACUCAAGAAGUUCUGUGCAAGGCGUUUGGUCUUGGACUUGAACGAAAACACCACGGUGGGAGAGCUGAAAGCUCUCAUCGAGCAAUAUGUUGGCAUUCCAUUUGGUAGGCAGAUCCUUUCAGCGGAAGUGGAUGGAACCUUCUUCGGAAGCGCUGAAGGAGAAAGCUACAUCGUUGAUUUGGACGAGGAUUCCUGUUCUAUGGAGCAACAUGGAAUCGAUAGGUUUGGACGCAUCAUUCACCUCAGAGUGAACAGGUUCGAUUGCAAUGGUGACUUUGACUUCGCACAAGCAAAUUUUCUAGAAGAAGGCUUGUGUCAGCUCUUGAACGCUUUUCGGGAAGCUGAAAUCUGCCAAGGUGUACAUACUAUCCAUGGAGAACGUUUGCCUGUUGACGAGGUUGAGUUGGAGGAGGACCCUUCGGAUAGACCUGCCAUGACCUGCGGAAAAUCUGUGGAAGAACCAACUGGGGCUGCUCCAGAUCUGAAGCGCACUCCACAGGGCCUGCUUCAGACUGGAGCUGGUGAAGCGCGCCAGACCUCCAGGCAUCGUCGAUCAACUAGGCGCUUGGACCAACACUUGAAGUCUGUGCGCACGCGCCGACAUCGCUCCAAACGCAGCUUUCACCAGCAGUCAUCGAACAAGUCCAGCGCCGCCGAUCUAGCGAGUUCUCAGAUAUUAGCUUCUCAACAUUCGGUUGCAGAGCGCUUCAGUGUCUUGGAUCUCACUUCGCAGGCCACUCAAAAGGCCACCAUGCAGCGGCUCUUCGGGCGACACCUCUCAGAGGUUGAGCACAUUAGCCAUGUCAGAGCAAUUGCAAAGUCUAACGGUAGUCAUGGAUGGGAUUUGGUCACUCCCGCAGAUGGUGUCGAAGCUGACUUGACGCCUGCGGAGAAGAACGUCGGGCCUAGGUAUGUGAAGCUGACAGAGGAUCAGCGAAAUCAGAUCAAACUCUUAGAGCAGGAGCUUGAUAAUGAGCAGCAUCCAAAUGACAGCGGCCUACUAGCCCCUUUGGCAGAGCAGCCGAUGCUGAUGGCGAUGGCUGGUGGGAUUGGUGCUUCAGUGGGAAACACGGGCAGCAUCAACUUUGACCGGGACCUGAUUCAUCGAAUGAAGAUGCAGGACUUGGUGGUGAUGUGUCUGCUUAUGUUUGUUUACUUUGCCACUCUAUCCUUCAGUGCGUGUCUUGCCCACAGACAGGCCGCCAAUCGCUCGCGCGUGAAAUUCUAUGCCGAUCCGAGGAUGUACAUCAACACAGCUGAUCAAGGCGGAGAGGAAGCUUUCCUUGAGGCGUUUAACCAACAGCCAAAGCAGGUUCAAUUGAGAGUGACUGGUUAUCUGCCAGUCGCGAACAAUUUUCCUGGCUCCUUCUUCUGGAGAGAUGGCCUCUAUGCAGUCGCUUUUUCCUUUGCCCUGGACUUGACGCCAUGGGUGGUCCGCGGAAGUCCCGAUGAGCCCACCGAUACUGAUGAAGAGGAUAGUGGCGAGGUUGGAGUUGUUACAGAGGAUUUCAAGAAGUUGCAAAAGUACCUGGCAAAUGACACCAACGACUUGAGCAUUGUUCAAAUGCAGAAGCACAUUCAAUGGAAGUGCUGGGAUGAACUUGCCAUGAACAUCAAACAUCAAAUCCGACAGAGCGGCUUCGAAGGAGUCCUCAAUAUCGAUCGCACGGAGAUGGAAGAGAUGUGCGUUUACAAGAACACGCAAUGGGCCAACUUUAUGCACGGCAAAGCAUUGAAGGUGCUAUUGGCGCUCAGUGUAGUGGGAUGGGUCUUCUAUGUGCCAUACAUGUGGAUUCGUUGUACCUACAUGCCUGUCCGAUGCUCCCACUACAUCAACAUUUCCAUUAGUGACUACUGGCAAUAUAUUGCCGAGGGGCUUAGUGCCAACGGCUUCCUUGCUGGCGAAGCACCUCAGAUGAUUUUCCCUGCACAACUCCAUCAGGAAUCCUCGGAGGAACCACACUCUGAUUGA